Opisthorchis viverrini is the source of this 498-nucleotide messenger RNA. RefSeq lists its product as hypothetical. Bases 1 to 498 code for a protein of 165 amino acids. Lineage: Eukaryota; Metazoa; Platyhelminthes; Trematoda; Opisthorchiida; Opisthorchiidae. The record is from RefSeq and is a predicted model, not a curated record. The transcript is spliced from 3 exons.
AUGACCGCUAGGUUCAGGGGGCAACCCCAUCCGACCAACCUGCCGGAGCCGCCUUGUGCUCCCGUAGUAUGCAACAGAGCAGUCACCCGUUUCAGAAAAAAAUUGGAGGCGAGACUGCCCAAGUGGUUAGAACGAGAAUUUACUGACCGGAAGGUCAGUGGUUCGAACCCGACCUCUGCCUCUCGACUUCCCCUGUCUAGGCUUGAGCAACAUGUCAGUAUCCCAGCCCCCGUGGCACGGCAGCGAGUCACCGAGUUGAGCAAAAUAUCGCACAGCACCUACACUGUUCAUUCAACACCGUACGGAAGCAAGCACUUGGGGGUACUGAGAGCGAGACGGCUCAAGUGUUUAGAGCGCGAAUUCACUGACCGAAAGGUCCGUGGUUCGAACCCGACCUCGGUCUCUCGACUUCCCCUGUCUAGGCUUCGGCAACCUGGCAGCAUCCCAGCCCCCGUGCCUCCUUCGUGUGACACGGCAGUGAAAGCAUGCUACAGCUGA